This is a messenger RNA of Microtus oregoni (creeping vole), 1950 nucleotides long. RefSeq names its product serine protease 53 (gene Prss53). NCBI's taxonomy places the organism in Eukaryota, Metazoa, Chordata, Mammalia, Rodentia, Cricetidae. The record is from RefSeq and is a predicted model, not a curated record. Bases 10 to 1668 code for a protein of 552 amino acids. The transcript is spliced from 11 exons. Gene Ontology annotation, biological process: proteolysis. Gene Ontology annotation, molecular function: serine-type endopeptidase activity.
GGGAGCAGGAUGCGGCAGAGCUGGGGACCAGGGCUGCUUAUUGUGGGAGCUGUGGUCCUGCUAGAGGGUCUUCAAGCAGCUCAGCGUGCCUGCGGGCAGCGCGGCCCUGGCCCUCCGGAGCCCCAGGAAGGCAACACGUUACCUCAUGAAUGGCCCUGGCAGGCCAGCGUCAGGCGACAGGGGGUACACAUCUGCAGCGGCUCACUGGUGGCCGAUACCUGGGUCCUCACAGCCGCUCACUGCUUUGAAAAGGUGGCCACAACAGAACUGAGCUCCUGGUCCGUGGUCCUGGGUUCUCUGAAGCAGGAAGGGCUGAGCCCAGGGGCUGAAGAGGUACCAGUUGCUGCUCUGCAGUUGCCCAAGGCCUAUAACCACUAUAGCCAGGGAUCAGACCUGGCCCUGCUCCAGCUCAGCCACCCCACAGCCCAUACAACCCUCUGCUUGCCCCGGUCCACCCAUCACUUCCCCUUUGGAGCUUCUUGCUGGGCCACAGGCUGGGACCAAAACACCAGCAAUGUUUCCAGGACCCUACGGAACCUGCGCCUUCGUCUCAUCAGUCGUCCCACCUGCAACUGUCUCUAUAAUCGGUUACACCAGCGGCUGCUGGCCAGCCCAGCAAGACCUGGGAUGCUGUGUGGGGGUGCCCAGCCUGGGGUACAGGGACCCUGCCAGGGAGAUUCUGGGGGACCUGUGAUGUGCCGUGAGCCUGAUGGACACUGGGUCCAGGUUGGGAUCAUAAGCUUCACAUCAAAAUGUGCCGAAGAGGACACUCCUGUGCUGCUGACUGACAUGGCCACUCACAGCUCGUGGCUGCAGGCCCGCGUUCACGGGGCAGCUUUCCUGGUACAGGACCCAGGAACUGUGGAGACCAGCGAUGAGAAUAGCUGUGUAGCGUGUGGCUCCUUGAGGAGUGAAGGCCCUCAGGCAGGAGCACUCUCUCAGUGGCCCUGGGAUGCCAGACUGAAGCACCAUGGGAAGCUGGCUUGUGGUGGAGCCCUGGUAUCGGAGGUGGUGGUGCUGACUGCUGCUCACUGCUUUAUUGGGCGCCAAACCCUAGAGGAAUGGAGUGUAGGACUGGGGGCUGGACCAGAGGAAUGGAGCCUGAAACAACUCAUUCUGCAUGGGGCCUACACCCACCCAGAGGGCGGCUAUGAUGUGGCCCUCCUGCUGCUGGCUCAGCCUGUGACAUUAGGCCCUGGCCUGAGGCCCCUUUGCUUGCCCUAUGCUGACCACCACCUGCCUGACGGUGCACAUGGUUGGGUUCUGGGGCUGACUCCAGGAGCAGCCAACAGCCACCCACAGACAGUGCCUGUGAGAGUCCUGGGGAGAAUGGCCUGUAGCCAACACUACGCAGCCCCUGGGAGCACGGGCACUCCCAUCCUGCCAGGGAUGGUCUGCACCACUGUCGUGGGUGAGCUGCCUCAGUGUGAGGGCCUAUCUGGGGCACCACUCGUCCACGAGGUCAGGGGCACGUGGUUCCUGGCUGGACUGCACAGCUUUGGAGACACCUGCCAAGGCCCUGCAAGGCCUGCGGUCUUUGCGGCACUCUCUGUCUAUGAGGACUGGGUCAGCAGUCUAGACUGGCAGGUCUACUUCGCUGAGGAGCCAGAGCCCGAGGCUGAGCCUGGAAGCUGCCUGGUCAACUCAAGCCGACCCGCCGGUUGUUGAUGGUGACUCUCUAGUUCACUCACAAGACGCCAGAAAAGCCAGGCAACUCCCACCAACACCCAGUUCUCCACUCCAGCCCAUCCCCUCCCUAUUGGUGGUUCCCUGACCUGAGGCAAGCCAACAACUGUCUGACUGGGAAUGAGCCAGCCCAGGGAUGCUGUGUGUGACCAUGACCCACCCCCAAGCUCUGCAAUCCAACAGGGGUGUCUCCAGGACUCCUUAAAUAACCCGUCAUACACAACCACACAACCACACCAGCAACUGUUGUGGAAAAAAAAAAGU